Caenorhabditis sp. 36 PRJEB53466 is the source of this 1002-nucleotide messenger RNA. The record is from the annotation of a GenBank genome assembly. Lineage: Eukaryota; Metazoa; Nematoda; Chromadorea; Rhabditida; Rhabditidae.
AUGUACCAGGACGAGAAGAAGUUGAUGCAAGAGGCCGAGGGCCUUCGCAAGAUUGCUUUCUUCGGCAUCUGCAUCAGGUAUCCGUGCCUAUUCGCUUCUUGUCUCAAAAUGAUUUCUUUUCAGUACUGUGGCCACUUUGACUGCCAUCGUCGCCAUUCCGUCCCUGUAUAACUACAUGCAGACUGUCCAAUCCACCCUUCAAACCGAGGUACUCUUCUUUUUCCGCCAGCUGAUCUUUAUUUUCAUUUUCAGGUUGACUUCUGCGUCCAUCGCACCAAUGGUCUUUUCGAACAAUACGAGCGCAUCAAGGGAGUCAAGAAGCUUGUGAAGCGUCAAGCUGGAUACGGAAGCCCAGCCGAGUACUCCGCCGAUUCCGCCGUCUCUGCCGGAGCUGCCGAAGCCGGAGGUCAAUGCUGCUCGUGCGGAUCUGGACCAGCUGGGCCACCAGGAACUCCAGGAGAGGACGGACGCGAUGGAAACGACGGACAGCCAGGAGCAGACGGACAACCGGGAAGCGACGCUCCAGCCGAGGCCAUCCCAACUGCCGACGACUUCUGCUUCGACUGCCCAGCCGGACCACCAGGACCACCAGGAAACGAAGGGCCAAAGGGAGCCCCAGGAAACAACGGAGCUCCAGGAAACGACGGACAGGCCGGAGCCCCAGGAGCCCCAGGAAACGACGGACCACAAGGCCCACCAGGACAGGACGGAGCUGCCGGACAACCAGGACAAGACGGACAGCCAGGAGUCGUCGAGGAGAUCGCCGUCCCACCAGGCCCACCAGGACCCGCCGGACCACAGGGAGCCCCAGGAACCGACGGACAGCCAGGAUCUGCUGGAAAGCCAGGACAGGACGGACCACAGGGACCAGCCGGAGACGCCGGAACCGAUGGAGCCGCCGGACAGCCAGGAGCCGCCGGAGAGCAAGGAGAAGCCGGACAGCCAGGAGAGGGAGGCGGCUGCGAUCACUGCCCACCGCCAAGAACCGCUCCAGGAUAUUAG